CACUCAUCCAAACGAGGAGAAUCUCCUAGAAUGAAGGAGAAAGUGGAGAGGGGUACCCCGCUGUGCAGCCGUGAAAAUGGUUUACCUCAUGUUCUGUCUCUGGUCCUGCAAGAACUAAGCCAGUACUAUAAAAGGGAUAUCAACAGUGUUGGUGUGUUGUAUGACCUGCUGAGGUCCCCUUGGCUACAGGCGCUUCUAAAGGUUUAUGAAUGCCUUCAUCAAUACAUCAAAAAGAGGCCAGUUCCACUCACACCACAGGCGCGCACAUUGACCAAUGAGGUAGCCGAUUUGUUGCGUGGAGUCCAUCCAACUUCAGAGGUGAGAGAGCUGAGGAGACUUCUGCGUGGCCCCCACCUGAAGGCUUUACUAUCAGCACACGACACCGUGGCCCAGAAAGAUUAUGAACCGAUUCUUCCGCCUCUGCCAGACAACAUCCCUGAAAAUGAGGAAGCCAUGAGGAUCGUCUGCCUUGUGAAAAACAAGCAACCCCUUGGUGCCACUAUUAAACGCCAUGAACUAACAGGAGAUAUUACGGUGGCAAGAGUCAUCCAUGGCGGGUUGGCAGAUAGAAGUGGGUUGUUGUACGCUGGAGACAAACUGGUAGAGGUGAAUGGAGUUCCGGUGGAAGGGCUGGAGCCGGAGCAAGUCAUCCACAUUCUGUCCCGGUCACGGGGAACAAUCAUGUUCAAGUUGAUUCCUGUUUCAGACCGACCCGUCAGUAAUCAAACAACGCUCUAUGUGCGAGCAAUGGCAGAUUAUUGGCCUCUUCAGGACCCCGCCAUCCCUUGUGCUGACGCAGGACUGCCGUUUAAAAAGGGAGACAUUCUUCAGAUUGUGGACCAGAAUGACGCCUUCUGGUGGCAGGCGAGGAAAGUCUCAGACCUCAGCUCCUGUGCUGGACUUAUCCCUUCCAAUCAUCUUCUGAAGAGGAAGCAGCGGGAAUUCUGGUGGUCACAGCCCUUGCAGCCCCACAGGUGUCUGAAGUCAACAAUAUUGAGUACUGUGGAAGAAGAAGAUGACAUGCAGAUUGAUGAGAAGUGUGUUGAAACAGAAGAGGAAGAAUUCACUGGAUUUGGCCAGCGGGUCUUUGUUGCUGGCUUUCGUAGAAGUAUGCGCCUGUGUCGCAGGAAAUCGCGCAACAGUCACUUACCAUGUUAUGCCCGGUGUCCCAGCGGCUGCUACAAGGCUGUAGCGGCACCUUAUGAGGAGGUGGUGAGAUACCAAAGGCACCCUGGGGAUCGGAACAGACUAAUCAUGCUAGUGGGUCCUUCAGGUGUUGGAGUGAAUGAACUACAGCGGCGGCUUAUCGGUGCAAACCCCCAUCAGUUUCAAAGUGCAGUGCCACAUACAACUCGUGCUCAGAAGAGCUAUGAAGAGAACGGUAGAGAAUAUCACUAUGUAUCAAGGGAAACGUUUGAAAACAUGGUGUAUAGUCACAGAAUGCUGGAGUACGGAGAGUACAAAGGAAAUCUCUAUGGCACAAGCGUUGACGCUGUACGUACAGUGCAAGAUGAAGGGAAGAUCUGUAUCGUAGAUUUAGAGCCUCAGAAUAUUCAACUGGCUCGCACUCAUGAACUGAAACCCUACAUUAUAUUUAUUAAGCCAUCAAGUGUGAGUUGCAUGAAGCAAUCUCGGAAAAAUGCCAGGAUUAUCACAGACUAUUAUGUGAAUAUGAAGUUUAAGGAAGAAGAUCUGCAGGAAAUGGAAGAGUCAGCUAAGAAAAUGGAGGCUCAGUUUGGGCAGUUCUUUGACCAGGUGAUUGUGAAUGAUAACUUAGAGGAGGCGUGCAUGCAGCUGCUGUCUGUCGUCCGUCGAGCACAAGACGAACCUCAGUGGGUUCCUGCAGCGUGGAUAUGCUCAGACAAUCAGUCGUAAUUCUCAGGACUAGGCAG
Messenger RNA from Euleptes europaea (tarantolino), 1892 nucleotides. RefSeq names its product MAGUK p55 scaffold protein 4 (gene MPP4). Gene Ontology annotation, molecular function: protein binding. Gene Ontology annotation, cellular component: plasma membrane; adherens junction. The record is from RefSeq and is a predicted model, not a curated record. The transcript has 19 exons. The coding region runs from base 31 to 1875 and encodes 614 amino acids. Lineage: Eukaryota; Metazoa; Chordata; Lepidosauria; Squamata; Sphaerodactylidae.